AUGACAUGUGAAUCAAAUUUACGAAAAAGGCAUUCGAAUUCGCAUCGAAUAUUUUCAUCCAUGAAUAUCUAUGGUGAUAGUCAAAUGUCUAAACGGCCAGUCAAUGCUCUGUUGAUUAUUGAUGUACAAAAUGAUUUCAUUGACGGAAGUCUUGCUCUUCGCAAUUGUCCAUCUAAACAUAAUGGUGAAGAAGUAAUACCGAUUAUUAAUGAUCUCCUAGAUUCUGGUGACUUCGAUGUUAUUGUUUACAGUAUUGAUUGGCAUCCAGCUGAUCACAUAUCGUUCUAUGACAAUCUUCAUCUUCGCUCGCAUCUUCUUACAAAUGAUUCGAUACAAUUAGCUGAUCUUCAUCUUCAUUCAAACGCAAAGUUUGAUAUUCCUAAUGUUGCUGUCAUGGAACAAGUGCUUUGGCCUCGACAUUGUGUUCAAAAUACUACUGGUGCUAAUCUACAUCCUGAUUUGAAAGUAUUUGAUGCAAGUAGUGGUAAAUCAGUCAUUUAUAUUUUUAAAGGAACAAAACCGAAUAUUGAUUCAUAUUCAGCUUUUUGGGAUAAUUUAAAAUUAAGUGAAACAAAUUUACAUCAGCAAUUACAGGAGAAAAAUGUUUCUCAAAUAUUCGUAACUGGUUUAGCAACAGACUACUGUGUAUAUUCGACAGCUGCUAAUGCAGUAGAAUAUGGUUAUAAAACAUUUAUUAUCAAAGAUGGAUGUCGUGGAGUAGAUGAAAAACACAUCAAAGAAAAACUUGAUAAUUUUAAACAGAACAGUGGUCAUGUGAUUCAAUCAAGUCAAGUGAAAGACUACGUUCAGUAA
Messenger RNA from Rotaria socialis, 813 nucleotides. The record is from the annotation of a GenBank genome assembly. NCBI's taxonomy places the organism in Eukaryota, Metazoa, Rotifera, Eurotatoria, Philodinida, Philodinidae.